AUGCCUUCCUUUGGAGACGACGACGAUGACAGAGACUUGGCAGACUCUCAAGAUGGCAGCUCAGACAAUGAUCUGGACGAGCAGAUGCAAGAUGCUGAUGACGCUGAAGGGGAUGGAGAAGCGGAUGUAGAGAACGACGGAGAGGGAGAAGAUGAUGCGGGCGCAGACAGUGACUCGAGUCAAGGCUCCGAGAACGGAUCGAGUUCUGCCCGUCCCAACCCCGAAGUUCUCCUGACAUCUCCCUCUCCUCCCGGGUCAUCUACCAAAACCAUCUCUGAUGUGCCAACUAUGCCGAGUGCCAGACCUGAAGCUCUAAGUGCAUCCACCUACGAUAUCGUACCAACGAUCGCUGCUCCACAGAGUACUUCCAUUAAUGCGAUCACAGCCACAGCAGACAUGCGAUGGGUUUUCAGCGGAGGAUCUGAUGGGUAUAUUCGACGGUACAAUUGGGUCGACUCUGUCAACGGCAAACUGAUGCUCACUGUGGCUCAGAGACAUCCGUUUGUGGAUACCGUUGUGAAGGCUGGAGUAAUGAUGACAUACUGGGAGAACUGGGACGUCAAUUCUCGAUCCGGCAUGUCUCAAAAUGCAGUCGAUGCUGUAGUAUCUCCUGUAUAUUCUCUGGCGUCUCAACACCAAGGUUUAUGGCUUCUGGCGGGACUUGAGUCUGGCAAUAUUCGCCUUCAAUCAAUCAGACAUGAAGAAGGAAAGGAAAUUGCUCUUCUACAAAAACACACUUCUGCUGUCUCCGUCUUGUCCAUCUCGUCCGAUGAGAAGAGUUUUCUUUCUGGUAGUUGGGACAAAAGCGUCCUCGAUUGGGAUCUGAAUGUAGGUAAAGUCAGAACAACUUUCAACUCGCCCGCGAGUCAAGUUUCCGCUAUCGAACCACGUCCGCUAUCCUCUCUGCCCGUCCCCGAACAGUUAGCUGAGCCCCCCACCACCAAUGGGACCUUUUCCUCAAACAAUCACAUCAAUGGCGUUGGUCCUUCUGCUCUCACUAAUGGCUUGGAAAGCAAAGAGCAAGAUAGCCCACCAGCUGAAAAAGCCGACUCUCCCGAUUCUUUGUUUGGUGGCGACGAGGGCGACGAUGACCUGUUUGGCGACGGUGGCGGUCCAAUCACAGCGAACGGCAGCCAGCUUGCCGAUGCAUUUGGUGAAGACGAUGAUGAGUUCUCUCGUGCUAUUGCCGAUGGACCUCGUCCAGAAGGCGGUCCAACUGAUGGCGAUGAGAGCAUGACCGAUGCCAUACAGCCACUACGGCCAGUACAACCUCCGGCAGAAGCUAGCAAUGUAGAAAGCGUCGCAUCACUUCCCAACGGCGUCUAUACCCAAUCCACAACAGCCCUAGCCAAUGGUAUUCCGCAUGCUGAUGAACUUGAACAAUCUGCUCUUUCGCACGAUGAGCACACCUCUGCGGGGUCUGGACCAACAUCAGACACUACCUUCUUAGCUACUUCUAUUGAUGGCAUCAUACGGAUAUGGGAUCGAAGACAGCCUGAUCCCGUUGCCCGAAUUGCUCCUCGAAAUACACCUCCAUGGUGUACAAGUGCCUGCUGGUCUCCUAACGGUAACUUCAUCUAUGCAGGACGGCGGAACGGUACAGUAGAUGAGUAUGAUUUGCACCAGGGCCUCAAUCAGCCAUCGAGGGUUUUCAAGUUUCCUCAUGGCAGUGGUGCUGUUACUUCGGUGAAGGCAAUGCCAAACUCGCGACAUCUUGUCUGUGCUUCGUAUGAUAUCCUCCGCUUGUAUGAUCUAAAGGAACCCCCAAGCAGUCGAUCAACAGUCCCGUUCUUGAUCGUUCCUGGUCACCGCACUGGUGUUGUGUCUCAGCUGUACAUGGAUCCUGCUUGUAGAUUUAUGAUUUCGACUGGUGGGAAUCGGGGUUGGGAAGGCCUCUCCACUGAAGUCCUCCUUGGGUAUGAGAUAAAUGUUGUUUCGUGA
This is a messenger RNA of Endocarpon pusillum Z07020, 1941 nucleotides long. RefSeq lists its product as uncharacterized. Gene Ontology annotation, molecular function: protein binding. The transcript is spliced from 3 exons. Lineage: Eukaryota; Fungi; Ascomycota; Eurotiomycetes; Verrucariales; Verrucariaceae. The coding region runs from base 1 to 1941 and encodes 646 amino acids. The record is from RefSeq and is a predicted model, not a curated record.